GCCAACCGGGCCGGUGGCGCGGUGCUCCGGCAGCUCCUCUCAGGCGGCUGGAUCUUCUGAUGAGGCGUCAUGUGGAUCACCAAGAUGGAUAGGCAAAAGUCUCUCUUGUGUAUGCAUCAAGCGAAAAGGGGUAUACGCGAGAAUAUGUAUGAACCUUACUCCGGUGCAGGAACAGCGGCUUCAGAGGUUGAGGCACCGUAUGAAGGUUUAUUUUGAUCCGUCAAGGCAAGAUCAUCAGGAAGCCUUGAAAGCUCUUUGGUAUGCUACAUAUCCUGAUCAACAACUACAAGGUUUGAUUUCUGAACAGUGGAAGGACAUGGGCUGGCAAGGAAGGGACCCAUCGACUGACUUCAGAGGCGCGGGAUUCAUAUCUCUUGAGAAUCUUCUAUUCUUUGCAAAGACCUUCUCUGCAUCAUUUCAGAGGCUACUAACAAAACAAUGCGGCAAUCGAGCCGCUUGGGAGUACCCGUUUGCAGUUGCUGGUGUGAAUAUAACAUUCAUGAUCAUGCAGAUGCUGGAUCUCCAGUCUACUAAACCGAGAACGUUUGUCCGAGCUGUUUUUGUCCAAAUGCUCUCAGAGGAUGAAUGGGCAUUUGAUCUGCUCUACUGUGUUGCAUUCCUUGUGAUGGACAAGCAGUGGCUAGAGAAGAACGCUACUUACAUGGACUUCAAUGAGAUACUGAAGUCGACACGAGCGCAGCUGGAGAGAGAGCUUCUCCUGGACGAUGUGAUGCGGAUUGAAGAUAUGCCAUCAUAUGGAUUGCUUUGCUAGGGGCCACAUAGCUGUUGGAAAUUAUGAUUGAGCUUCAUGGUACGCGCGCAUAGAACAGCCCUUUGAUUUGUGGGAUGAAAGUUUUCAAGACAUGUAGAGCGAGGUCUUGCUGCUGUAUACUGGAUUUGAUUCCUACGGUGAACAAGUAAACAACUCAUUUUCUCACCAAAAUGUAUUGCUAUCCACCCGGGUUCCCUGGCCUCUGCAUUGAUGGA
Molecule: messenger RNA, 987 nt
Organism: Lolium rigidum
Lineage: Eukaryota; Viridiplantae; Streptophyta; Magnoliopsida; Poales; Poaceae
Product: ELMO domain-containing protein A
Exons: 9
Coding region: 149-772 (207 amino acids)
Source: RefSeq, a predicted model, not a curated record